UGGCCGAGCUGGGCGGCUCAUCAGCAAGGCCCAGCAACCUGAACUUCGCUUCGCUUCGCUCCUAAUGAUUGAAUAACACUCUUCGAUUCGAAUGGCCGGGCGACAGAAAUAAGCACCUAAGAUACGCAUUAUUGUCUUAAAGCUUCUCUUGCAUGUUCACCUCUCCUGUCCUCAGACUGAGGCUGAAAAUGGCUGUCGGUUUCUGGGUCUUCCUCGCUCUGUUGCUGGUGGCGGUGGCGGCGGUGGUGGUGGUGGAGGCUGCGGCCAUCAGCGUGAAGAACGCGUCGCCGUCUCCUCUUGGCUGGGAGGAAGACGUGGUGGUCGGGGCGGGACACGUACUGGAACACUACCUGGCGGGGUGUCAUGUUGUCAUCGCUGCUCCUCGCCUCUCACCUGCUCUUGCUUCGCUCCUCAGAGAAGUGUCGGCGGUGAGCGUGUCUGUUGCACUGGUGGACAUCACCCUGUGCAUGGAUCUGACACCGCGCAACGUGUGGAAUGAGGGGAGUCUGGACUACUGGCAGAGGCUGUGGGACAGCGGGGUGGAGGCCACGUGCAGGGUUCUCGUCAUGGACCACACCGCUGCGGACAUUGCAUCAGCCGCAUCACUCCUGACGUGCUCAGAUCUUUGGCAACAAGCAGACACGCGAGUACUGAUCAUGGGCAGGAGGGAAGACGUGGAGGUCCUGCUGAGGAACGAGGGUCUGCGCAACACCCGCCACGCCAUGUACCUCACGCCCCACGCUCCCACACAACAGCAGCAGUCUGGAGCAGCCAAGCGUGGUGUUAUAGACUUGUACACACGGUGUCUUUACUGUGACGCUGGUGGGUCCAAGCUGCAGCUGACGCAACGCUGGAAUUUGUCAGAUCUGCCACAGGAAUUAACGAUAUUUCCGGAGCAGCACAAGGCCUUUACGGGAAGCAUGCUGAGAGUGGUGGCCAAGACAUACUUCCCCUUAUUCGAUUACGAGCCGCUGAGCGACAAACCGGGCACCCUGGUGACGCCCAAGGACUCCCUGUGUGCCCGCAUGAUUGCCACCCUCGCCGCUGCUUAUAACUUCACAUGCGUGGUGAGAGAGCCAGAGGACGGCCAGUGGGGUCUCCUGACCAGCAACGGCAACUGGACGGGAUUGGUUGGCAAGCUGCAGUACGAGAAUGCAGAUUUCUCCUUGGACAUCACCGUGACGCUCGAGAGAUCCAAGGUGGUGGACUUCACAGUGCCCUACGUUGAGGAACCUGUUGUAAUUCUCUCCCCAAAACCAAGACCUCUUCCUGAGUAUUUGUCGCUUGUUAGGCCGCUGGAAGCCACUGUCUGGAUUGCCGUGGUGCUGAGCGUCUUCGCGUGGGGCACGACGCUGUGGCUGAUGCAGAUGGGCUGGCAUUGGAUUUCUGGAGGUCGCCGGCUGAGUUUCUCCACGUCCAUAUUCUACGGGUGGGCGGUGCUGCUGGAGGACCACCCCUACCAAUCACUCGUCAACGCCUCCAGUCAGGUUCUGGUGGGCGCGUGGCUCAUCGUGGGAUUAAUCGUGACCACAGGCUACAGGUCCUCGCUCAUCUCUCAUCUGGUGGUGCAGGGGAAGUCAGCGGUCAUCAAUAGCAUGGAGGAGCUGGUGGACAGAAGAGAGACGGAUGGCUGGCGAUGGGGAACACGGAGGAUGACAGGAGUGCUCAAGAACUUCCUCAGUUCCAGUUCUGACCCAGCCAUAGUGCAGGUCUAUAAACACAUGGAGACUGCAGAUAUUGAUGAAGGGAUGAAAAGAGUCGUGGACGGGGGUUUCUCCUACAUCUACAACUACUACUACAGCAAGUCCAUGGUGGCGACAACUUACACGGAUGACACUGGCUACACGCCCGUACACCUCAGCAGGUCUAAGUACCCGCUCUUCUCGGGGAACGCUUGGGCGUUUAGACGCGGCGCGCCCUUCCGCUCCCACUUCAACAAGGCCAUCCUGAAGCUCCUGGAUGCUGGUCUGGUCACCUUCUGGAUGGACGACGUGAUCAACAACUACGUAAGGAGGGAGAGGCGGAGGAGAGCACAGGAGACGGGAGGCCAAGUGACCAUCAUUGCGUUGGACGACGAAGAGGUAGUGUUGGGUUUACGUCACAUGCAAGGCACCUUCUACACGCUAAUGCUUGGCCACUCCCUUGCCUUCAUCGCCUUCGUCACUGAGUACCUCUAUCAAAUCCACUGACCGUCAUGGUAAUAGAAGAAAGAAAAGGAGAAAACUCGUCUGUCAUUAAAGAAAAGGGAAAAAAUCUUGUCUAUUUGAUCUCCGCAUCCUUCAAAUUCAACAGUAGAGUUUCAUUCCUCAGGUGCCUUGAUACUUGUGCUGCUCUUUUCUUAUUGCAAGGAGGGAGUCAUGUGUAAUUUAUUUUGCACACACACACACACACA
Messenger RNA from Scylla paramamosain (green mud crab), 2392 nucleotides. RefSeq names its product glutamate receptor-like. Gene Ontology annotation, molecular function: ligand-gated monoatomic ion channel activity. The record is from RefSeq and is a predicted model, not a curated record. NCBI's taxonomy places the organism in Eukaryota, Metazoa, Arthropoda, Malacostraca, Decapoda, Portunidae. Gene Ontology annotation, cellular component: membrane. The transcript is spliced from 11 exons. The coding region runs from base 153 to 2189 and encodes 678 amino acids.